AUGGCCACCCCAUCAAAGACAAUUGGUAUCAAAAACUCCAAUAUGACCUACACGGAACGCCAAGCCGUGCGAGUUGUCACCUUCAACGUCUCGGGUCAAAUUGCACUUAUCCACGCCGAAAAAGAGGAUUACUACAAGCUCCCAGGCGGCGGCAUUGAUCCUGGAGAGGACCACAUCGUUGCAGUCGAGCGAGAAAUGAAGGAGGAAACUGGAGCAUUGAUCAAAAUCCGCCCCAUCGGCUGUGUUGCAACAACCGAAGAGUACCGCAAUGAUCUCCAUCAGAUCUCUUACUGCUAUUGCGCAGAUCUUGUCGACGACUCUGGCGCACCUGAGCUGACAGAACUCGAGAUUGAAGAUCGCCUCGUUCAUCGUUGGGUCUCUGUGGAAGAGGCUAGGAAGCAAAUGGAAGAGGCAAAGCCUACGUCCGAAUUCGGCCGCUUCAUCAAGGAACGUGAUAUCUUUCUCCUGGGCGAGGUUCUCAAAAGAAUCCAUUCGCUCAAUUGA
Molecule: messenger RNA, 504 nt
Organism: Clonostachys rhizophaga
Lineage: Eukaryota; Fungi; Ascomycota; Sordariomycetes; Hypocreales; Bionectriaceae
Source: the annotation of a GenBank genome assembly